AUGACUGUAACGAAAUUGAAUCUCUCUGCUGAUUCUAAAGUGGAUCAAUAUACACUUAUCAACGAAAACAAGACAUUAGCAGUUAUGGUAUUGAACUAUGGCGCGAUCAUCUCUCAUAUUCUCACACCAGACAAGACAGGCAAGAUUCGCGAUGUUGUUCUUGGGUUUGAUGAUUACGAAUCGUACAAAUCACCACACAAUCGAUACUUUGGCGCGGUGGUGGGUCGAUUUGCGAACCGUAUUGGACAAGGCAAGUUUACUGUGGAUGGUCAAGAUUAUGUGUUGGCGACGAACAAUGGAUCUAAUGCACUACAUGGUGGAGAAUGCGGUUUCGAUAAACAACUCUGGCAAGUAGAGAUCCUUUCACAACAACCGGCUUCGAUUCAACUGACCUAUGUGUCUCCCGAUGGCGAUCAAGGUUAUCCUGGUACCUUGACCACUCAUGUCACCUACACUGUCAACAAUGAUGACACACUGACCAUCGAUUAUCAUGCAACUUUGAGCAAACGAGGCGAUGAUGAACAACUUCACUCCACCAUUGUCAAUCUCACCAACCAUACUUAUUUCAACUUGGCUGGUGUGGCUGUCAAUCCUGUUAUACUUGAUACAAAGAUCUCCAUGACCGACAACGUGAAGGGCUAUUUAGAAUUGGAUGAAACUGGGGUUCCUACUGGCAAAGAACUAUCAUGGUCUGAUACACCUUGUAUGAACUUUACGGGAGACGCAGCAGGAACAACGAUAGGCAAACGUAUUCAAGAACUCGUCAAGACCAAAGGCUAUGAUCAUCCUUAUGUACUACAUCAUGAAUUCAAGACUGAUACCUCCGGUUUACCACUUCAGAAAGCAGUAGAAGCAUAUUCACCAGAAACAGGUAUUCAACUGACCUUUUCUACAACCGAACCUGCUUUCCAAUUUUAUACUGGUAAUUGGCUCGAGUCUGGACAUAUCAAGGCCAAGAAAUCACAGGAUCAAGUCCCCAUUGAACCAUAUGCUGGCUUUUGUUUGGAAAGUAGCCGAUUCCCUGAUGCUCCCAACAAACCUGAUUGGCGUGCUUCCGUACUACUUCAAGAUGGUGACAACGACGUUUAUGCAAGUAGGACCGUGUUUGGCUUCCAGGCUAUCAAUGAAGAACAUCAAGUCGUUAUCUAA
Molecule: messenger RNA, 1149 nt
Organism: Halteromyces radiatus
Lineage: Eukaryota; Fungi; Mucoromycota; Mucoromycetes; Mucorales; Cunninghamellaceae
Product: aldose 1-epimerase
Exons: 2
Coding region: 1-1149 (382 amino acids)
Biological process (GO): glucose metabolic process; beta-D-galactose catabolic process via UDP-galactose, Leloir pathway
Molecular function (GO): carbohydrate binding; aldose 1-epimerase activity
Source: RefSeq, a predicted model, not a curated record